Messenger RNA from Ooceraea biroi (clonal raider ant), 1723 nucleotides. RefSeq lists its product as uncharacterized. The record is from RefSeq and is a predicted model, not a curated record. Lineage: Eukaryota; Metazoa; Arthropoda; Insecta; Hymenoptera; Formicidae.
CGAUGAGAGGGUUUUAGCCCUGAUUGUGAAAUUUUUGUGACAAAUUUUGGCAGGGAGGGAGUUUUUGACCAUGAAAAGCCGGAUAACCAGUGCUUCCGAUCAGUUCGUAAAUUUCUUCUGGCGAGUUGUCUGUUGGCUAUGGGAAACUGUCGAACUCAUUCUGAUUAUCGUACUAGAUUGCUUGGCCAGGCUAAUUGAACUGGUACUCGUGAUAAUGAAUUUGAUAUUUCAGAUAAUCAGCUUUCUCAGAGACUUGUGCAUCGACGCGAUGCAGACGUUUGCCAAUGUUUUCCGAGGAAUCGUUAAAGUCAUUAGCAACAUCAGCUGCGACGAUGUUGAGGACUUUGCCUCUGCCUGUAUCGCCGUCAUUUUGUGUAUCGGAGCCGUCAAGAUGUUCAUGAAUCUUCUAAAGAGGGUAUAUAGCGCUUACAUCUCGCGAUAAUCAUUACCAUCAACAGCAGAUUAGCAAUUCACACGAUAAUUCAAUGAUUAGAGGAAUAAGAGACGCUCAUGAAUUAGUAAACAGCGUGUACUUAUCAGCCUUGAAUUUCAUAAAAAUCAUACGAAACGUCACCAUUCAUUUACUCAAAUAAUGUACUUGUUUCGUAAAAUAAGCGCAUUAUUUUAUUUCACGAGUCAAAACCAGAACAGGAUAUUUGCGUUUUCACGAAAAAGAAAAAGCUCAUUGUUUUAAAUCGAUUGUAUUUACAAUAUCUUUCAAUAUCAAUAUUUUCUGUAAAUAGAACAUUGCACGUAUCCUGUUUCGGCUUGUUCGUCACAUAUAUUUUCAUCUCAGUGCGACUUCCUGCAAAAAUGUGGUACCAUGCUUUUUAGAAUUGUCGAAGGUGGCGAAGUGCAGGAACUUUAAAUCGUUCAUGCGCGUGUCUCGCGAAGAAUAUCGCUGCCACGUGACGUGCGGAGGCUGCGGCGCAAAAACCAGGUAAACUACUUGGGUAGUUACUUCCCCCCCGGGUUUUAUCGACUUGCAAGUACGUAAAGAUUCGCGUUAACAGUUCCUAUGAAUCGCGCAUGCAUUAUCUGGUUUUUGAUCCGGCAAGUCGCGUUAAACAUCUGAUUCAAUUCGUCAUCAACUUGUUAUCAAUAUAUCAACGAUCAAUUCGUUGAUUAUUUAAAAUUAUACGCGCAUAAACGUAUGGACUUACCUGAUGACAAAAUUAUUUCGUUGUAACGGUAGCCGAAGUAAAAUGAUUCCAUUGCUGCGAUCACCAUAUCAUCCGUAGAACACUUAUCUUCACCGUGAACCGCGAAAAAAUUAAUACAAAUUGCGAUGUGAAAUGUCAAAGUGACGACUGUCUCGAUACUUAACGUCGCCGCGACAAUAGUUGGCAUUCGUGACUAAAUUUCAAUGUCAUGUUAUGUACUUCAGAAUCCCCACACGAAGCUGUUCAACGUGUUUGGACAAAGCGCGACGCCAAUUGGCAAUAACAACAAUCCGGCGACAAAGGAUCAUGAUCAGGAUGUGUGUGUCCCCGAGAGAAGGAUAAGUAGGAGGAUGAAGCAACGAAACAACAGGCGCUACCGAUCGAUAUCGAGAAAGAGAAAUCGAGACGCGUAAAAUCGUCCUUUUCAAAGCAUAAAUAUCUUUAUCGAGUAUUUACAGAAACGUUUAUUAUCCGUAACAACGUGUAUAUCAAAUAUAGCUCGCGUUGUAUAAAAUAUAUAACUUACAUCUUAUUAUAUACAUAGUUAAAUAUAUACGCGC